UGUAUGGUUGUCACGUGAUUGCCAGCUGGCGUCUGUUCCGUUUGUCAGUAGAAAGCCGGUAAAGAUGGCGGAAUACGAUCUAACGACUAAAAUAGCUCAUUUUCUGGACCGACACCUGGUUUUCCCUCUGCUGGAGUUCCUGUCCGUGAAGGAGAUCUACAAUGAGAAGGAGCUGCUGCAGGGGAAGCUGGACCUGCUCAGCGACACCAACAUGGUGGACUUCGCCAUGGACGUCUACAAGAACCUGUACCCAGACAAGGAGAUCCCUCACUCGCUGAGGGAGAAGAGGAGCAACGUGGUGGCCCAGCUCAAGCAGCUGCAGUCGGAGACCGAGCCCAUCGUCAAGAUGUUUGAGGACCCGGAGACGACCCGGCAGAUGCAGUCCACCAGGGAUGGGAGGAUGCUGUUCGACUACCUGUCAGAAAAACACAACUUCCGACAGGAAUACCUGGACACGCUCUACAGGUACGCCAAGUUCCAGUACGAGUGCGGGAACUACUCGGGCGCUGCAGAAUACCUCUACUUCUUCCGGGUCCUGGUUCCGUCCACAGACCGGAACGCCCUGAGCUCGCUGUGGGGGAAACUGGCCUCGGAGAUCCUGAUGCAGAACUGGGAGGCGGCCAUGGAGGACCUGACCCGACUCCGGGAGACCGUCGACAACAACUCGGUGAGCUCCCCGCUGCAGUCGCUCCAGCAGAGGACCUGGCUCAUCCACUGGUCUCUGUUCGUCUUCUUCAACCACCCCAAAGGCCGCGACAACAUCAUCGACCUCUUCCUCUACCAGCCACAGUACCUGAACGCCAUCCAGACCAUGUGUCCUCAUAUCCUGCGCUACCUCACCACCGCUGUCAUCACCAACAAGGAUGUGCGAAAGCGCCGGCAGGUUCUGAAGGACCUGGUCAAGGUCAUCCAGCAGGAGUCGUACACGUACAAGGACCCGAUCACAGAGUUCGUGGAGUGUCUCUAUGUGAACUUUGACUUCGACAGCGCUCAGAGGAAGCUGAGGGAGUGUGAGUCGGUUCUGGUGAACGAUUUCUUCCUGGUUGCUUGUCUGGAGGAUUUCAUCGAGAACGCGCGGCUCUUCAUCUUUGAGACGUUCUGUCGCAUUCAUCAGUGUAUCAGCAUCAGCAUGCUGGCUGAUAAACUCAACAUGUCUCCUGAAGAGGCGGAGCGUUGGAUCGUCAAUCUGAUCAGGAACGCCCGGCUGGACGCCAAGAUCGACUCCAAACUGGGUCACGUCGUCAUGGGAAACAACGCCGUGUCGCCGUACCAGCAGGUGAUCGAGAAGACCAAGAGCCUGUCGUUCCGCAGCCAGAUGCUGGCCAUGAACAUGGAGAAGAAAGCGGCCCACAGCACCAGGAACGAGACUCCUAAUUGGGCCGCCCAGGACUCUGGGUUCUACUGAGCCGGACCCGUCCUCCAUGAAGAUCCAAACGGCUUUAAUGACAUCUGCUGAUCAUGACCAGUUUAACCAGUAGCUGGGUCUUUGUGUUUGUGUCUCUAAUUUAUUCAGUUUUUAUGGAUUAUUAUGUAACUUUGUCCUGCAUUAAAUGUUUGGUUCCUCUGGAUCUGCAGCUCCUUCAUUUGGCCACCAGAUGGCGGCGGUGGCGCACGGCCGCUGCAGCCUGAGACGCUCUGCAGUGGAGAGAGGCAGCGGGCGGGUUCUGGUUCUGGAGCGGUUCUGGUCCUGGUUUUAUCGUCCCUGCUGCCAGCAGAACCUCUUCAUGUCUGCUGGGUUAAAGUUUUCUGUCAAGUUGAAUGCGACCCAGCAGAACCGGUGGUCCGACUAUCAGUGCUACCUCGUCAGAUUUUCCUACCGUAGCACGGAUAGAUGACUAAGUCUGUCUGUCCGUGCUACCCGUCUAAAACUGCUACCGUCAUGUUUACAAAUAAAAAAACUACAUCAGG
Xiphophorus maculatus (southern platyfish) is the source of this 1908-nucleotide messenger RNA. It is a transcript of the gene eif3eb, whose product is annotated as eukaryotic translation initiation factor 3 subunit E-B. Gene Ontology annotation, cellular component: eukaryotic translation initiation factor 3 complex; nucleus; cytoplasm. The record is from RefSeq and is a predicted model, not a curated record. Bases 65 to 1405 code for a protein of 446 amino acids. The transcript has 13 exons. Gene Ontology annotation, biological process: translational initiation. Lineage: Eukaryota; Metazoa; Chordata; Actinopteri; Cyprinodontiformes; Poeciliidae. Gene Ontology annotation, molecular function: translation initiation factor activity.